This is a messenger RNA of Rana temporaria (common frog), 1109 nucleotides long. RefSeq names its product toxin MIT1-like. The transcript has 3 exons. The coding region runs from base 258 to 593 and encodes 111 amino acids. The record is from RefSeq and is a predicted model, not a curated record. Lineage: Eukaryota; Metazoa; Chordata; Amphibia; Anura; Ranidae.
GUCCGCCCGUCUCCCUCCCUGUGAUUGGCGGGCGUUGCGCACCUUUGUGCUCCUCUUUAUCUCUGGGUGAGUCAUGGAAGUCGGUGAGGGUGAGCGGAGCUUUAAAACGGCUCCGCAGUACGGAGAGAGGCAGCCAGCGGCAGACUUUACACGGCUCCAGUCCGGUGAUCUCCUUCAUCUGCUCCUCCAUCGGCUCCUCGCCUGAGCAAGCCUUGACCUCCCCCGCGGAUAUCACCUCCUGCCAAGCCUUCAUUAUUAUGAGAAAACUGACCUGUCUGCCGUUUCUCCUGGGCUCUGUUUUCCUACUUCUGGAGUGCGGGGACACUGCUGUCAUCACAGGGGCUUGUGAAAGGGAUCUUCAGUGCGGAGGAGAGAUGUGUUGCGCAGUGAGCCUUUGGAUACGAGGCCUUCGUAUGUGUACUCCGCUUGGCAAUGAGGGUGAAGAUUGUCAUCCAUUAAGUCAUAGAAUUCCAUAUUUUGGCAAAAGAAUGGUUGACACGUGUCCAUGCCUGCCAGACCUAGCCUGUACGAAGUUGGAAGAUGGGAGAUACCAGUGCUUGCCAUAUCUAAAAGUCAAAAAUUAUUAUUAUUAGAGGAUUUCAAGAAAAGAUAUUGCGAAGGUUUCAGUUAUGCUCACAAACACACAGCAAUUUAUACUCGCAGAUUAUAUUCAUGAAACAUUUUUUAAAGCUAAAUUCCAAAAAGCUGAAAAUUUUAGCUCUUGUUUCCCUUGGCUUCCAAUCAGAAUUUCGGUUUCAUUAUUUUCAUUAACAUAUGACCCUCAGAUUGAAAAAUUGUCCAAAUGGCACCACAUCCCAAUAACAAAGAUACUGAACAAAAAACACUUCUGGGUUCCUGAAGAAGCUUAACUGCAAAAUGCGUUGUCCUGAACUACUCUCACGGUAUGGUUUGUAUACAAGAUGGUUAUAACAUACAAAACCAAUGAAGCCCUACAAUUGUGAGCGUUGAUGCACAGAGGCAAAACAUACACUCUAAAGUAUAGGUGUUACAUGUUGCAACAGGCUGCCAAUCUACGUUUAUUCUACUUUUUAUUUAAUAUUUUAAUUAUUUGUAUGAAAUAAAAAUUGUGAAGAUGUUUUAUCUAUAAU